CAAGACACUUGAGCUCAGUGACAAUACAAAGCUCCCCGAGGAACGGUCCUGGCACUCAAAACUCAAGUUGUUGCUGGAACAGCGCAGAAGAAUUGGAAUCAUGGCGGUCACAAACUUCCACUACAUUACCCGGAUGAGCAGUGGCUUUAAAGUGUACAUCUUAGAGGGUCAGCCCAAUCUAAGGAGUGAAGACAGAUUUCGCCAUAUGACCAGUGACAGGGUGCGAAUGCUCCCCGCCAACCCAGUAAAGCGCAAACACAGUUCAGACAGAGGAUGGACACUUGAAGAGAGAAGAGAGAGGGCCCAUAGUAAGAGUUUGGCCAACAGUGCUCGGAGAUCAUCUGGUUUCAGUAUUCCUGAAAGCCCCACAUCCACAUGGAGCCCCACAGCCAGUCCCACUCACCUGAUCCCCAGCACAGUGUAUUCCACCCCAGUCAUGGAUGAGCCUCUGGCCCUAAUCAAGAAACCCCGCCCAGAACCAGAGAAGACUGAUGGCCAAACCAAAGCCACAACAGUCAGACAAAUACAGAUACGACCCUCUGUCAUCACAUGUGUCUCCUCUGCAACAAGGUCCACAAAAAAAGCCGAAGAUUGCUGCAAAAAUUCUAAUAAAGUUGAUACCCAGCACAGUUAUGACCACGUCGAAGAGCAUUUCCAGAGGAGUCUUGGGAUGAACUACCACAGAGCCACCUCCAUCAGCGUGUCUGUUGAUGACCAUUUUUCCAAGGCGCUGGGUGAUAAAUGGCUCCAGCUCAAAGCUUCAUCCUCCUCCUGCAACUCCUCUUCGUCCUCUUUGUCUUCCUCAUCCCCACCCAGCAGUCCAACCUUCAUCCACUCGCCCAGCUACAGUCAGAGUCCCAAAAGGGCCCACAAAGAUUCAGUCAGCCCUACUACAACCACACCCUGGUCUGACAAAUGAAGAAGAGAGAGAAUAUGUACUGUAGAUAUGACAUGAUGUAUGUAGAACCUUUGUGUAGGCCCAUGCUUUUCUGCUGUAAAAAGCCAAAGGAUGAGUGUGAUUCUGUGAAAAAGGAGGCGGGUCGGUGAAUUGAUGUGAUGUUGCAAUCAUCAUUAACACUCCAUGAGCAGAUUGUGAGCCAGGACUAUUAAAUCUCCCUUUAAGUUUAAAUGUGUUUUAACGGGAUUUCACGUGGAGAUAUUUAAUGUCCACUUCCAGAGAAUCAGAUCAUUUCAUGGUAGCUAAGCAUUGUUAGAGUUGGCUUUGUUUUUUUUUUGGUUUUUUUUUUGUAAUUGGUUUUGUUGGUUGAGCUAAUUGCCUUACACUAUGGGUGCCACUGUUUUUUAUUUGUUGACUGUGAUUGCACUGAUUAUUGUUAGUAACAUUUCAUUUUUCUGUAAUCUUUGCUUUGAUACCACAUGCAUAUUUAUACCAAGAUCUUGUAACCCAAAUGCAGCACUGAAAAAAUACUAGGUCAGAAAUUUUAAUUAAUUGCAAAAAUGCUUGAAACAAGAGGUGGGUAACUGUUUGGCAUCUCUAUUUGGGCUAUAGCUGUUCAUUUCAAAUUCUGUUUAGAUUUUAUGCUGUAUUAUAGCAGGCUAUUGUACAUAUUUGUAAUAAACAAGUUGUUUGCAGAAUUUGUUGUUUUGUGAAUAAGCACAGAGCCAACAAAUAAAGUAGUCCGACUGGCAUUCAGUCAUCAA
Molecule: messenger RNA, 1662 nt
Organism: Myxocyprinus asiaticus (Chinese sucker)
Lineage: Eukaryota; Metazoa; Chordata; Actinopteri; Cypriniformes; Catostomidae
Product: transcription cofactor vestigial-like protein 4
Exons: 5
Coding region: 101-919 (272 amino acids)
Biological process (GO): negative regulation of DNA-templated transcription
Molecular function (GO): transcription coactivator binding
Source: RefSeq, a predicted model, not a curated record